This is a messenger RNA of Daldinia childiae, 2193 nucleotides long. RefSeq lists its product as uncharacterized. NCBI's taxonomy places the organism in Eukaryota, Fungi, Ascomycota, Sordariomycetes, Xylariales, Hypoxylaceae. The transcript is spliced from 4 exons. The record is from RefSeq and is a predicted model, not a curated record. Bases 1 to 2193 code for a protein of 730 amino acids.
AUGCCAGCGACUAGGGGUAUUUUCGGUCUUAAUGAUGAAGCGUGGACUAAAUGGGAAACAGAACAGCUGGAGGCAAAGCCAGAAGUCAGAGACAGGUUUAUGGCUAUUCGUAAAACGCCGUAUACUUUCUGGCCGAUAGAUGCCGGUGGGGACAGUAGUAAUCCUCGCUGGAUGGUAGCUGUUCUUUACGCAGUGCCGAGUUGGGAUAAAGAAGACCCUAAAAGUACCAAACCCAUUGAGAAUCCCUACGACCGGAUUAAAGAGAUGGCCGUCGUAGACCCUUCGUGGAAUGUUGACGACGGAGAAACAGCCGAUCAAAUUGUAUUCAAUAGGAUCAUCACUAUCGUGGAAGAAAUAGGCAUGGAAGUGGAGUCGUGGAUUGAAAAUCCGGUGCAGAUAUGGAUUCCCCCACAGAAUCCACCUGGCAUGGCUAAGAAUGACGAACAUUACGAUGGAUUUAGCUCCGGUUUACGUGCCUUCAGCAACAUCAAAGAAAUAAUCGAUCGUAUAACGUGGGCUUAUAGUAAAAGGCCUAAGAGAUAUGAGUAUGACGCUGUGUGGGGUGAUCUAACUGGCUUUUUUAAUCCCGAACGCGUGCGUAUGGAGAUGAUCGGGUUAGCAUCAAUGUCCGUGAACGAGGACAUGAAUUACCGCACACGGGUAGCCAUAGAGCCGAUCUUAAAACUAUUCUAUGGGAUAGAGGAAAAAGAAGUCCAGCCUCGGGCUUUGGCCCCUUUCGAUUCAUCGUACUAUCCUGAAUGGAAUUCAAGUGAACCCGGAUAUACUGAAAGUGGAGACCACCGCGCUUGGACUUCGGACGAGUUGCAUCAACGUCUUAUAGAGGCAGGCCGUGUAGAGGGCAAAGAGGGGAAUAUUAGUCAAGUAGGAGACACUGAUAGAGAGGAUAUAGAGGACGAGGGCCAACCGGAAGAACCAGAUGAAGAGAACCAACCAGAGGAACCAGAUGAAGGGAACCAACCGGAAGAACCAGAUGACGAGAACCAACCGGAAGAACCAGAUGAAGGGAACCAACCGGAGGAACCAUAUGACGAAGGCCAACCGGAGGAACCAUAUGAGGAGGAGGAGGACCAACCGGAAGAACCGUAUGAGGAGGAGGAGGACCAACCGGAAGAACCAGAUGAGGAGGAGGAGGACCAGGAGGGAACGAGAGAACCAGAAGAUAGUACGGGGGAAAAUAUUCAGCCAGUGGAUACAAGUUCUGUUGCUCCUACUCCUAUUCGUGCUCCUGUUGGUCCUACUCCUACCCCUACUCCGUCCAAACAUCAUGAAUCUGAGCUCGGAACCAUACAUGAACAGUCAACUCCUGACACUGGCUCUGGCUCUGAUUCAUCAUUGCCUACUGUUCAAGAAAUCUUUAAUACUCCACCAGUGAAAAAGCGAGCAAAAAAGCUGGCGAAGACUUCUGACACUGGCUCUGAGGACUUUGAUACCCCACCGGUAAAAAAGCGAGCAAAAAAGCUGGUGAAGACUUCUGACACUGGCUCUGAGGACUUUAAUACUCCACCGGUGACAAAAGAGGUGAAAAAGCGACCAAAAAAGCUGGUGAAUAAACAGGCGAAGGAAGAUUCUGGUGACAAAUCUGGCCCUAAAACACCCGGCGAUGAUACAGCUGGUAACCUUAACGUUACCUCUAUUCUCCCCGAGGGAUACACUGCUAUUCCAUUUUCCAUGGAUGUUUCUCUUGAACCCGGCGGUGGGGUGAUGACUUUCAAUGGUACAGUUACGGAGAUCCUCGCUCAGAUCCAGAGCAUCAAGCCUGACUUCACCUGGGAAAAUUACAAAUCUGCGACACCUUCGACUGGAGUUUCAAAGUACAAGCGAACUAAGUCUAAGAUCCUUUGCAACAUCCCCAACCACGACCACGGACUACGAUAUGUUCUUUUGUCCGGUUAUGACUUCUUGAUGAAUAUCCACGCCGACUGCCAGAUUGAUGCAGGACCCAAGAAGUGCGCUAUGCUCUAUUGUAUGUUCGGCACCUCAAUUUGGAUGUGCAAUGACAACAGUACUCCUAUCAGUCGAGAUUGCGGCUACAUCGCCACCUAUGUCUUAGAUAUCAUUGGCACCGAAGACUGCCAGGGUCGGGGCAGUAGGGGAGCUACGACUUGGACUCAAGGACAGGAGUUCGACACAGACAACUUCAAUGUCAUUGCCGGUGGCGGUGGCUGUUCGUAA